GCCCGGCUUCAUUUUACGACUCGCUAAAAUGCUAAAAAUCCGGCCGUGACGCGCACGACUGAGCUAGCAUUCGGCUGUACCGUUGGAAAUUUUAGAACAGUUCGUUUCGUUCCAAAAACGACUUGCUCAAACUCCCUAUUUUAAUAAUGUCAACCUUUGACCUGACGAGGCCGGCCGACUGCUCGGAAAGCGAGGACGACGAAGACUACGUUCCCUCCGGUGAAGAAAGCGAGAGAGAUCUCACAGAUUGCGAGAAUGAUGCCGAAAGCGACGUUGAAGCUGCCACCAACAAGAAAGGCAAGAAGGGCAAAGCGGCUGGGAAGCGCAGAGGCGGCACGAAGCUGGGCGCUUGCGAGGCUGGACCCGCCGAGGACAGAGCGGCCGAGGACAGAGCGGCCGAGGAUUUGAGCGAGCUGACCCGCGCCGAGAAGGAGAAAGCAGACCUCCUGUGGGCCGAUUUCCUCAAGGACGUGGAGCCUCUUCCUAAGAAGCGGCCGACACAGUCAUGUCCAACAACUUCGAAGCCCGAGCCAGCGACGGUGGAAAAGAAAGUGAAAGUCACCAAAGUCAUGAACUUCGCUGGGGAGACUGUCCUGGUGGACACGGAGGUGGACGCCAAGGAGGCCAGGGAGAGUAACUCGGAAGCAGAGGCCCCCUUGCCUGGCACAAAGCGGCCUGCUGGGGUCCAGAAUGUCCUGAGUCGGAUCCUGAACAAAAAGCAGAAGCUCAGCGUCCUGGACAAGUCCAAGCUGGAUUGGGAGCGGUACAAGAAAGAGAAAGGCAUUGAAGAGGAGAUCCAGACCCAUAAUCGUGGGAAGGACGGGUACCUCGAGAAGCAAGCAUUUUUGCAGAGAGCGGACUUGCGCCAGUUCGAGAUUGAAAAGAAUCUUCGCGCCAAGACGAGAGUCAACAGGCUUGUCUAGAGGGGACCUGGAAUCAAGGGGCUGAUCACCUGACGCUCACAAGGAUGAUGCCUGUCGGUGUAUGUGCAACUGCUGCUUAAGAUGUCAAUAAAACGACCCUUCUGUAGAA
Molecule: messenger RNA, 1032 nt
Organism: Ixodes scapularis (black-legged tick)
Lineage: Eukaryota; Metazoa; Arthropoda; Arachnida; Ixodida; Ixodidae
Product: craniofacial development protein 1
Exons: 8
Coding region: 147-923 (258 amino acids)
Source: RefSeq, a predicted model, not a curated record